Molecule: messenger RNA, 1503 nt
Organism: Cylindrotheca closterium
Lineage: Eukaryota; Bacillariophyta; Bacillariophyceae; Bacillariales; Bacillariaceae
Source: the annotation of a GenBank genome assembly
AUGGACUUCUUCAGCGAGGUCCUUCAGGACCCAUGGAAGAUUGUAGCUGCAUUUGCACUUGCUCUCCUCGUACACUCUCUUUUGACAUUCAUUAAAACUCCAAAGAAUGCACCUCCCUUUUACAGGGAACAGCCGUACAUUCCGUGGUUAGGUAGUUUGGUCCAGUUCGCAACUGGCCCACGAGAAUUUCUCCAGAGGGCUGCAAAAGCCAAGGGUAAUUGCUUUACGAUCCAGCUCUUUGGACAGCAAAUGACUUUCUUGUCAGGUUCUGAGGGGCACCAGCAUUUCUUUCGUGCCAAGGAGAAAUCGUUCGAUAUAAGAGAGGCUUAUGCUAUGACAGUAAUCACAUUUGGGCCAGGGGUUUGCUACGAUUGUCCACAGAGUAAAAUGGCUCAGCAAUUUGCCUUUUUCAAGGAUGGCCUAUCAGAUGCGCGCUUCAUUGAAUACAUGGAGCUAGUUCAGGAUGAAGUUGCAACGUUUUUUGAUCAGGAAUGGGGCGACGAGGGAGAAGCAGAUUUGCUACAAAGUCUCUCUGAUCUGUAUACUCUAACGAGCUCUCGUUGCCUAUUGGGAGAAGAAAUUAAGAAGCGUUGGAAGUCUUCUGGAAUGGCUGAACACUACCUUGCCCUUGAUCACUCUUUUGUGCCUAUCUUGUUCUUCUUCCCAUCAUUGCCAAACCCACACAAGAACAAGUGUAUUAAUGCCCGAAAGCUCUUCACAAAGAUCUUUCAAGAAGUGAUCGACGAGAGAAAGGAAAAAAUGAAAGCCGACUCUGACUACAAACCACCGCAAGACUUUUUGCAAGUCCUUAUGGAGGCAAAGUACCGCGAUGGAAAGAGCUUGACAAUUACUGAGAUUACAGGUAUCUUGGUGGGAAUAUUGCUUGGGGGUCAACACACUUCAAACGUAACUGGAACUUGGUUAAUGUCUCAUCUCUUAAAAGAAAAGGAAUGGUUGGAAAAGGUGAUGGAGGAGCAAGACAGUAUCUUCAAGGACAAGGAAGGCAAACUUCACCCCGCUACCCUGAGUUUCGAGGAGGUACAAAAGAUGCCAAUAUUCGAUCAAGUUCUGUCAGAAACGCUCCGACUUCACCCUCCCUUCUUUCAGCUGUCGCGUGCCGUGAAGGAAGCUUCGACGUUUGGAGACUAUGUCAUCCCCGAGGGACAUAUCGUCAAUAUUUCUCCAGGUGCCGCGCAUCGCCUCCCAGAACUAUGGGGCGAGAACGCAGAAGACUUCAACCCAUCUCACUUUACUGCAGAGGCCAAGAAAGAACACAAACCAUAUUCUUGGAUUCCAUUUGGUGGAGGAAUGCAUCAGUGUGGAGGUCGUAAAUUUGCGUGGAAUUCGCUCAAAGUCAGUUUGACCUGGUUGCUUCGGAACUACGAACUUGAAUUUGUUGGGAAGGGUGCCGAAGAGCUUCCAAAGGAAGACUACACCACGAUGGUUGUGGCACCAACAAGUUCACACACUCGCGUCAAGUAUCGCCGACGCAAAAAUGCCUAA